Messenger RNA from Gadus macrocephalus (Pacific cod), 2946 nucleotides. RefSeq names its product galactose-3-O-sulfotransferase 3 (gene gal3st3). Gene Ontology annotation, biological process: glycolipid biosynthetic process. The transcript is spliced from 3 exons. Gene Ontology annotation, molecular function: galactosylceramide sulfotransferase activity. The coding region runs from base 53 to 1453 and encodes 466 amino acids. The record is from RefSeq and is a predicted model, not a curated record. Lineage: Eukaryota; Metazoa; Chordata; Actinopteri; Gadiformes; Gadidae. Gene Ontology annotation, cellular component: membrane.
AUCUUCUUCUCUCUCCUGCAGCGUGGGGAGUGGCAGUGAGGUGUGGCGAGAGAUGAUCCGGAAGAAGAUCUUCCUGGCCUUUGUGGUCAUCAGCACCGUCAGCCUCCUGCUUCACCAUGGGGGGCACCUGGAGAGCUGGACCAUGGAGGCCUUCUACCUGGGCUGCCCCGUCCUCUGCUCCUCGCCGUCCCCGUGCCUGGAGCCCAAGCACACCCACGUGGCCUUCCUCAAGACCCACAAGACUGCCAGCAGCACCAUGCAGAACCUGCUCUUCCGCUUCGCCGAGCGCCACAACCUGACGGUGGCGCUGCCCAUCCAGUCGUGCGGCCACCAGUUCUGCUACCCGCGCACCUUCACCUCCCACUUCGUGCACCCCCACACCCUGCCGCCCUCCAUCGUCACCAACCACAUGCGCUUCAGCCGCGCCGAGCUGCGGCGGCUGAUGCCUGAGGACACGGUAUACAUCACCAUCCUGCGCGAGCCGGGCCUCAUGUUCGAGUCGCUCUUCAGCUACUACAGCCAGAUCUGCCAGAGCUUCAAGCGUGUGCCCAACUGCUCCCUGGAGGCCUUCCUGGAGGAGCCCCUGCGCUACUACCGGCCCAAGGAGAAGGACGCCAUGUACGCCCGCAACACCCUGACCUUCGACCUGGGCGGCGACAAGGACCGCUCGGCCGAGGACGUGGGCUACAGCCGGGCCUUCGCGGCGGAGGUGGAGCAGGCCUUCGCGCUGGUGAUGAUCGCCGAGCACUUCGACGAGUCUCUGGUGCUCCUGCGCCGCCUGCUCUCCUGGGACCUGGAGGACGUGCUGUACCUGAAGCUCAACAUGCGCACGCUCAGCUCCAAGCGGAGCCUCUCGCCGGACCUCUCCGCCAAGAUCCGCGAGUGGAACGCCCUGGACGCCCGCCUCUACGACCACUUCAACGCCUCGCUGUGGCGCCAGAUCGCCGCCGUGGGCCCGGCGUGCGUGGCCCGGGAGGUGCGUCUGCUGCGCAAGCACCAGGACCAGCUGGUGAGGAACUGCUUCGGCCGGCGCAUGCCGCUGAUGCGCUCGGCCUCGCAGAUCAAAAACAAGGACCUCCGACCCUGGCAGCCUAACGCCAAGGUGGACAUCGUGGGCUACGACCUGCCGGCCAACCUCAGCCAGGUGACGUCCAGCCAGGCCCAGGAGAACUGCCUGAAGCUGAUCAUGCCCGAGGUGCAGUACACACAGCUGCUCCUGCACUCCCAGUCGCUGCUCUACCGCCGGAACUUUCAGCAGCGCGCCCCGCAGCGGCCUCAGACCCCCAAGCUGCCCGUGAGGUCGGUGCUGCCUCGCCGGCCCCCGGCCGAGUCCCCACAGGGGCCCGGAUCGGGCCCAGGCUCCACGUCAACAUCCACCCUGCGGCCUGCUGGAGGAACCCAGGCUAGAGGGGCGAAGCCUGGGCCGGGAUCCUCCCCGACCCAAGCCUUGUAACCCGACCGUAACCAACCCGGUCUCAUCCACCUGCUUAAAUAUAACCAGAUUUGACACUUUCAAAGUGAGUGCAGUGUGUAGGCGCCAUGUACACUUUUGCGUGCAGUUGGUCGGCCAAUCCUUCGCUGUGGAGAGCCGAUUGAACGGUCAUGACAUCACCAUUGAUCUGGCAAACAAGAAGGCUCACAUUUAUUUUGGGGAAACGUGGAAAAUGCAAUAUUUUUAUAUAGUUUCGGACAUGAUUAAAAAAUAAUAUUGGCGAUACCUGAAAGAAUAACUAUUCAUAAUAACUAUUUAACUACGCUAGAAAUGUUUUCAAAACAAAUUUUAAUGAUGAAACCAUGUCAAAAUAUUACAUUUUCCCUUGAGAAGCGACCGCUUUAGGUUAUGCUUGGUAUUUGAGGGCGUCUGCUCUCUACAGAAGUCAAUGAGAAGGAUUGGCGGAAUUGUCACCUGCAUGCCAAAAUUGGAUGCUCAAAUCGUGUUAUUUAUACGCAGAUAGGAUAGAUCGGAUGUCUACAACAGACUUGAUUAGAGGCUACAGUGCCCAAAUAACUAUGAGUGCCAAGGCGAAUCCAAGGGAUAAACUUCAUGGUUAAGGUUACUUGAAUCAUCAUCCAUCCAUCCCUCCAGGAGAUACCCUAUAGAUAACAAAAGACCAGACGAACCAAAUAAGAAGGGUGACCGCCAAGAUGCAUUGAUUGUAAUAAUAAUGGACUUGACACCUAGAUCAUGAGUCAAACCAUCUAUUGUCACUUGGGGUCAAAUCAGCAUCCUUGGUUAUCCCCUUACCUCCUGCUUGUUCCCGAAUGAUCUGUGUGCACCCGUGAGUGUGUUUGUGUGUGUGUGUGUGUGUGUGUGUGUGUGUGUGUGUGUGUGUGUGUGUGUGUGUGUGUGUGUGUGUGUGUGUGUGUGUGUGUGUGUCUGUGUGCAUAAGCUUUCUGGAAAAUGAGCCCCCCCAAUGGGAACAGACCGAAAGCAGCGCAAAAGCGCGUUUUCGAAGAAUGUCCAAAAAUAAAAAAUAAACAGAUUCCAGCUCAUAAACCCGCAAGGACCAAUCCUCUACUGACUACACUCACAAGAGGCACAUCAGAUGGAGAGGAGAAACUACUCCAGCGGGAACCAAGUCCAAAUAGAGAUGGGCAGCCAGCACUGCCCGAAGAAUCACCGCAACAUCCCCGCUUCAGCUGUGAGAUGACCGAGGACCAUGGAGGCCUUCUCCCCGGGCUGCCCCGUCCUCUGCUCCCCGCCGUCCCCGUGCCUGGAGCCCAAGCACACCCACGUGGCCUUCCUCAAGACCCACAAGACUGCCAGCAGCACCGACUGCCAGCGGCACCGUGCAGAACCUGCUCUUCGGUGUCAACGGUGGCACUGCCCUGUCACCGGUUCUGCUAUCCAUGCACCUUCACCUCCGACCUCGUGCGACCCCCCGCACCCUGCCGCCCCCGCAUCAUCCCGCCCGCAGCACCCUGACCUUCGACUUGGACGGCGAC